Molecule: messenger RNA, 1772 nt
Organism: Magnolia sinica
Lineage: Eukaryota; Viridiplantae; Streptophyta; Magnoliopsida; Magnoliales; Magnoliaceae
Product: WRKY transcription factor 71-like
Exons: 3
Coding region: 87-1028 (313 amino acids)
Biological process (GO): regulation of DNA-templated transcription
Molecular function (GO): sequence-specific DNA binding; DNA-binding transcription factor activity
Source: RefSeq, a predicted model, not a curated record
AAAGCCCUAGAUCUCUCUCUCUCUCUCUCUCUCUCUCUCUCUCUCUCUCUCUCUCUCUCUCUCUCUCUCAUACACACACAACACCCAUGUCUGAAAAUAGAGAUCCUUCACACCAUCGCACAUACCAUGACGAUAAACGCCUCGGCGCCGUCAGUUUCCCCUUCUCUAACCAUCCCAACCUCUAUAAUCAAGACCCGACUGGGCCAGGAUCCCACUCCAUCCUCGAUCUACAUGGUUUCGGUCCAUCUCCACCGUACAUGAGCUUCACGGAUUGUCUAAAUGAUUCAGUGGACUACUCAAUGCUAUCUAGAGCUUUCGACUUGUCACACUCUUCAUCGGAAGUUUUCAGGGACAGCGGCGUCACCACCAAUGACUCGGUGGAUUCUGCGGGGCCGAACGGCAACCCGGCCACACCCAAUUCUUCUGUUUCAUCGUCAUCGACAGAGGCUGCAGGUGACGAUGAUUCGGUGAGGUGUAAGAAAGAUCAACAACUUAAAGGGUGUGAAGAUGGGAUGGAGAGAUCUAAGAAAGUGACCAAAGGACGGAAGAAAGGAGAGAAGCGGCCAAGAGAGCCCCGUUUUGCAUUCAUGACUAAGAGCGAGGUGGAUCAUCUUGAAGAUGGAUACAGAUGGAGAAAAUAUGGCCAAAAGGCAGUGAAAAAUAGCCCUUACCCAAGAAGCUACUAUCGUUGCACCAGCCAAAAAUGUUCGGUGAAGAAACGAGUAGAAAGAUCGUACCAAGAUCCAACGAUCGUAAUUACAACGUAUGAAGGCCAACAUACACAUCCAAGCCCUGCGACCCUUCGAGGAAGUGCUGCCGGAAUGUUGGCGCCAUCGAUGCUUACAGGGUCACAACUGCCAUUGCCUACCUUCCACCAUGAGAUGUUGAUGCAGGCACCCCCAACAAACAUGCAAGGCUACACAAACUCCAUGUACCGGCAAAACCUAACUCCUAAUCAGCAGCUUCAACUUCCUGACUACGGCCUUUUGCAAGACAUUGUUCCCUCGUUCAUCCCAAAACAACCAUGACCAUGCUUCUCUUAUCUCCAAAGUCACUCUCAGGAGAGUAGAACUAUUAGUCCAUUUCCACCACACAUGCCAACGUAUCACUUGUGUUCUAGAUAUCUGGUCGUUCAUUUGGUGGGCCCCACCAUCUAUAUGCCGUGGUCCAAAUAGUUGGCAAGUCCAGUUAUAAAGUGCAAACACGUGUGGAAGCAGUCCACUCAUUGGUGCACCACAGGCGCACUCGUCUCGCCCACCUGAUGACCAGACCGGCCUGAUUUUCAGGCCAUGGCACGUGAAUGAUGAAGCCCAACUGAUGAACAGCCCGGUUCUCGCAUAAAAGUGCCAUGUUGGCACGUGUGCAAAAGUCCUGCUCUCUCUCUGAGUAACCUUAGGAGUAUCUCUCUCUCACUCUCUCUCUCUCUAAUAUUGUACAUGUAGUUUGAAGUUACAUGCAUGAACAUGGCAUCGAUGCUAGUAUAGAAUGGUAAGAGCAUUAAAUUCAUCUCUAUGACUUGGUGAAUGGUGAAGUGCACGUAUCUCGUGCCUCCUGCAAAACGCAUCUCACUUCAGUUUCUCAGCUGAAAUGGCUAAUGGUAGUGUUGCCAUGGAAAGGCUAUCUGUUUGGAGAUUCGUCUAUUUGGGAAACGGCCAUUUAUAUGCCAGCUGCUGUAGUUGAAACAAGUUCUCUGAAUUGGGGUUUUUUUUUUCUUUCUUAUUUUACCCUUUUGUUAUAAGUGCAAUCAACAUAUAUCGUUGGUUUGAUGAUGA